GCCAAUCACAAGCUAGAGCUACUAUUCAACCAGUGUACCCUCUCCGUUCACAAGUGUAGGGGAAAAAAGGACGCUCAGGGCUUUAUUAUUGACCUUUGGGGCUGACCACGGGCACAGUGGGAGUUUGACUGACAUCCUCCUCAGAUUUAUCAAGUGAGUUUGAUGCCACCUCCCAGCAAGAGAAGUAAGGCUGCUAAACUGCGCAGACAGGCUCAACUUCUGCGUAAGCUUAACAAGCCUGUAGAGAAGCCUGUGGAGGAGACUGUGGAGGAGACUGUGGAGGAGCCCGUGGAGAAGCCUGUGGAGAAGACUGUAGAGGAGACUGUAGAGGAGACUGUAGAGGAGCCUGUGGAGGAGCCUCUGGAGAAGACUGUGCAGAAGAUUGUGGAGAAGCUCAUAGCUGAAGAACAGACUGAUGUCGAGGAAACAUCUGAGAAGAUAGAACUUUUCCAAAUUCCGAUAGAGAAUGAGUUUGCCAUGUGCUCAGAGGAUCUGGACCAUCUUCUUGCAUACAGUCAGUAAAUAUAUUGUAAAAAGAAGUGUAAAUAAAUGUCAUUUAUAAAUCC
Molecule: messenger RNA, 566 nt
Organism: Boleophthalmus pectinirostris (great blue-spotted mudskipper)
Lineage: Eukaryota; Metazoa; Chordata; Actinopteri; Gobiiformes; Gobiidae
Product: ring-infected erythrocyte surface antigen-like
Exons: 4
Coding region: 163-522 (119 amino acids)
Source: RefSeq, a predicted model, not a curated record